This is a messenger RNA of Antrostomus carolinensis (chuck-will's-widow), 449 nucleotides long. RefSeq names its product partner of NOB1 homolog (gene PNO1). Gene Ontology annotation, molecular function: RNA binding. The record is from RefSeq and is a predicted model, not a curated record. NCBI's taxonomy places the organism in Eukaryota, Metazoa, Chordata, Aves, Caprimulgiformes, Caprimulgidae. Gene Ontology annotation, cellular component: nucleus. The transcript has 5 exons. The annotation marks the transcript as partial.
CCUACUUGUAUGAUCUUAAUUUGCAAACAUAACCUCUCCUCUUGCAGACUUGUCAAGAGACAAAGGAUCUCAGUGCUCUAACGAAAGCAGCUGAUUUUGUGAAAGCAUUUAUACUUGGGUUUCAAGUAGAGGAUGCUCUUGCUCUCAUCAGAUUAGAUGAUCUUUUUCUAGAAUCAUUUGAAGUCACAGAUGUCAAGCCUUUGAAAGGAGAUCAUCUGUCCAGAGCAGUAGGGAGAAUAGCAGGGAAAGGCGGAAAAACAAAAUUCACGAUAGAAAACGUCACCAGGACACGAAUUGUUCUUGCUGACACGAAAAUUCAUAUUUUAGGAUCUUUUCAGAACAUUAAAAUGGCACGAACAGCAAUUUGCAACCUAAUUUUAGGAAGUCCUCCGUCCAAAGUUUACGGCAAUAUCCGGGCAGUGGCCAGCAGAGCAGCUGAAAGAUUCUGA